Messenger RNA from Capronia epimyces CBS 606.96, 1857 nucleotides. RefSeq lists its product as uncharacterized. Lineage: Eukaryota; Fungi; Ascomycota; Eurotiomycetes; Chaetothyriales; Herpotrichiellaceae. The transcript has a single exon. Bases 1 to 1857 code for a protein of 618 amino acids. The record is from RefSeq and is a predicted model, not a curated record.
AUGUCGCUAGUCCACGACUGGAUUACACGAUUUACCGCCUGGAGCGUCGAAGCUUUCCAUUCCAAAUUGGAAGCCAGCUAUCCAGGUUUCAUGAAGCUGGUUGGAGUAAUCACACCGGCCAUUGUGCGCUUGGCGGAGGCGCUUGAAUGCACCUGCAUCCAUGCCCUGCCCAAUCUCCAGACGUUGGGCGCCCGCGACUGGUACUACCCAUACUUCGUGGGCGCAUCUCGAAGAAAGAUCUUCUUGGACCUUGGCUGGUGUCCUUUCACAAUCAAGCUACUCGAAGAGACCACAAGCCAAUCGCUACUGGACUGGGUUGUCAGCCGAAAACGGAGAUAUCCCAUUGCAGGACAUGCGCAGUGUGACUCUAAUGAAUGCGUGCGCAACAAAAUCGAUGAAUGGUCGUACGUGCAGCAGCACGCCCUGCCGGACUGUGAAUGUCCAAAGCUUAAGCCCGAUGUUGCUGCAAUUCCUGCGGUCCUUGUCAAGUCUCUAAUUCCUCUCAUCACUGUUCAACGGCUCGAGACUGAAGUGACGAUCGAGGUUUCCGAUGCGCCACUGGAGUCGCCAAGUUCCUACGUCGCCAUCUCACACGUUUGGGUCGAUGGCCUGGGUGGGAGCACUGAGACUGGUCUCCACCGAUGCCAGGCUCUCCGUCUCCAGACCCUCGUGUCUGAACUCAUGAAUAUCAGUCCUGCACCAUUUUGGAUCGACACUCUCUGUAUACCGGAGCAGAUCGAAUACCGAAAUGCAACGAUCUUGCAGAUGCGAAACGUCUACCGGAACGCGACGGCGGUUCUAGUCCUGGACAAGAGCAUUCAGACUUGUAAGACAACAGCUUCUACAGAAGAGAUCCUGUUAUCCAUUUAUUCCUCGCCAUGGAUGCAACGAAUGUGGACCUAUCAGGAGGCCGUGCUUGGGAAGCGACUUGUCUUUGUGCUAGAAGAUGGUCUCUGGGAGUACAAGAUCAACACUUUUCCUUCCCUGAGACCCAGUGUUGCUGUCGUCUGGCGCUGUCUCGCUGCGAAUAUCUACAGGCUGCGUACUGAUCGCGAUUCAAUCAAUCUCGGCCACGUGUAUUCGGCUCUGAGGUGGCGCAGCACCAGUCGACGAGAAGACGAACUGCUUGUUGUGUCGACGCUCCUUCGGGCUGAAUCGAAAGAUCUCUUUGACGUGAACGGUAAGGAAAGAAUGAAACGGCUUUGGUUAAAAUUGAAACUUGUCCCGUAUGAUAUCCCGCUACUCGAUGGACCAAAGCUCGCGGUGCCAGGUUUCAGAUGGGCACCAAGUACUUUGAUGCACCGAUCGAAAAUCAAGUUGGACACGGAGACCGCGGGUUUGAAAUCUGCCUGCACGACGCGUGGGCUCUUGGGCGACUAUAUGACUGUUAUGCUAGCACGCCCCCUACAUGGCAACCGUGGAGGUGACGGUGGCAAAGGCAAGGGAACAAACUCGAUCUUCCAUGUUUAUGUUCAUCAAGAGGACGAAGAUGCGCCGAGAACAUGGGACGACAAAGCUCACUGCGUCCUGAGGCUCUACUGUAAUGAAAACUGGCCCAAAGAUCCCGACACCCACCCAUUCGAUAUGCUACUUCUCGGUGGCAACAAAAGGCCAGAGAGUGGACAGUGGCUACCCGCGGCUGCUUUGGUGAGACAACGCCCACAGACGACGCGACCGGGAGUCGAGAUUGGGCUAGAUGCUACCGUGGUGUGCGAUUACGUCGGUCGCCUGCUUGUAGAAAGGCUACAGAUCAACGAAGUUGCCAACAAGCACGGAACGGUCAUGUCUGCCGGAUCAGAACAGACUUUCAUCAACGCCGCUGGGGUUUGGGCCUAUCAACGGCUUUGCAUACGGUAG